Messenger RNA from Scophthalmus maximus (turbot), 4508 nucleotides. RefSeq names its product PPARG related coactivator 1 (gene pprc1). Bases 120 to 4133 code for a protein of 1337 amino acids. The transcript has 14 exons. The record is from RefSeq and is a predicted model, not a curated record. Gene Ontology annotation, molecular function: transcription factor binding; RNA binding. NCBI's taxonomy places the organism in Eukaryota, Metazoa, Chordata, Actinopteri, Pleuronectiformes, Scophthalmidae. Gene Ontology annotation, biological process: positive regulation of transcription by RNA polymerase II. Gene Ontology annotation, cellular component: nucleus.
UUGCCGGGAAUGUCAGACCACGUUUCCUCGUGCCGGGGUGCUUGUUCUAUGACGCGUGGUCCAUCGCGGUUCAUUCUGAAGCCAGUCUGCCGAGGGAGCGGAGGAGUUACAGUGGCAAGAUGGCGGCGCGGUGGGGAGCAGGCGAGGAGACGCUAACGGCGUGCAGCAUGGAAUUCUUCGCCAUGGAUUCACUGGACGAGACUGAUGGGCUGAGCGCUGGAGAAACUCUGGAAGCCCUUCAAAGCUGCUUAGACCCCUCCAUCCUUUCUAUCUUUGAGGAUACACCAACAAUAGAGACCAAAGGACUAGAUGAGGAGAGCGAGGCCACGCUGCUAACCGCCCUGACAGAGAUCCUUGACAAUGUGGAUGAUGAGAACCUGUCCCCAUUUGACACACUGCCUGACUCAGACCUGUUGUCAGGUCAGAAGGGCAGGGAACACUCUCCGCUCCGGAGAUUGCUGUGUCUGUCCCGUUCCCCUCCAGAGAAAGAGACAAGAUCCAUGUCAACUGGAAAGAGCCUCCCCAGGAUACACGCAGACUCUCUCCAGAGGAGUGAUGGGGAGGAAGAAGACGAUGGCUCCCUCACCCUGAGCCCAAUGGGAAACGAUUUGUCUCCUGACCAUGACCUGUUGGACUGGGGAGGUGCGACCCUCCCGCUUCCUGUCACCUUUGAACAGGAGGGUGAACAUGGUGUUUCAGUUAGCCUGGGGGACUUGGUGAGGCAUAUGCACCCGUAUUGUAUGGCCAUUUGUGUAGAGAAUGAUGAUGGGGAACAGAUGUUGCCUGAAGGAGGCAUCUUACUUGAAGUUGUGGACCAGGGGGAAAACGGAGAACCCAUACUUGCCAUCCCAGACAUGGAUCUCCCAGUCUCUCUGUCACUUGAUGAGCAGAAACUUGCCGAAGAAGAUGAGGUGGCCUCCGACAGUUCAGAGCAUAUAUUCAUCGAUGUUGAAGAUGUAACCGGCAGCGAGGCUCCAGUGAAAUUUGCAACCUCUGCAACACCAGACCUAUGUUCAGUUGUGAAAGAUGAAAUGAUCGUUGAGAGACAGAAGGAAGAGGUUAAAGAGAAAAGCCCCUCCCGCAGAAAAAAGAAAAAGAAAUGCAAGGAACAAUGCCAAACCGAACCUGUGGAGGGAAGGGUCCUUAGGAGUGGCACAGUAAGACAGAUGCCACGCGAGGAACCUAGAAAGCCCGAAAAACGAUCAGUCAAAGAGAAGAAACAUAAAGUCCCGAAGGUUUGUCCUGCCUCGACUCCAGUCUCUUCUUCUGUAAAACCUAAGAAACAAAAUCUGUGCCAAACUGUAACACAAACAGAAAUCACCACUACAACACGAUUGCCUGAAAUGAAAGUGCAUAUUUCCACAUGUGCAUCACCCAGACAGGAAACUGCUCUAUUAAAAGAUAACUCAGAGAUGAGUCGUCCUACCUCUUCACCCACAGCAGUGAGCCCCCAACAGCCCGAUGAAACCCUUAAACAGCCGGGCCCAGCCCCCGAGAAGCUGGAAGACACAUCAGCAGCUCCCUCUGCUGUCGCUGUCGCUCAGUCGUUGGAGAGCCCCGCAGCUGCUCCUUGUCCCGCAACACCCGAGAUCACACCAACUGAUUGUCAGGCCCUCCCUCCUGUGGCCACUGCAUUCCCAGAGCCGAAACCCAAAUCCCUCAGUCUAGCGGAGUAUCGGCGGCUGCGACAGCAGAAAAAGCCGGAACCUGUGGAUAAAAAUAACAACAACAGCACCAAGUGGCCCAGCCUUCCAGAGCUUCCCACAGAACUUCCCCUAAUUCCCUGUCUGCCCGACCCCAGCCCCAAGGAUCCUCGACGCCCUAACCCCCAGUCAGUGAAGAAGGAAGUGGAAAUGAUCAAACCUGCCUGGCAGCCAAGGGGGCCAGCUGCACCACCCACCCCUGAGGCACUGCUGGUGCCACCGGCAUACAUGAUCACUUCAGCCAGAAAAGUUUCAGCUGCAUCCAACAAAGUUUCAGGUGCAACUCCCGCUCCUGAACCACAGCGAAACCCUGAGCCUUCCAAACCUUCUCUUCCCGAAAAGCCCUCGGCUCCUGUCCCUAGUUCAGUCAAGGAUUUACCCACACAUCAACAUACCAUUGCUCAACCUGCAGUACCUGAUGUACCUCAGACUUCUGGGUCUCCCGCUUCUUUAAAACAGGCCAAUCAGUCGCCCGCAGCUGGGAAAUGUUCUCCUGCGCUUUCAGGAAGAAAUGGUGGAAUUGUUGGAGUGACUCAAUCUCAGCCCAUAUCUCUCAAGUCUGUAAAGCUCACUAACACCUGCCCUAAAACCACUACAGAGGCGAUCAAACCCAGCGCUGCUACUUUGUCUGACCCCCAAAAGACCACUGUUUUCCAAAAGGUGCUCGUCACUGACAUCACCACAUUAAACAAGUCCUCCAAACCCGCAAAAAGCGGUACCCAGCGCUGUUCUUCUUCAGUUGCUCAUCCCUCAAACUCCCAGAGUCCAAAGGAAGAACCUGUUGUGCUUGAAAGGAAAGAGAACCCCACUACAGCAGUGAAGCCCCAACGGCCAAAGAACCCCACACAGGAGCUGAUUGAGGCCUUCACCACUGAGAUAGGUAUUGAAGCUGCUGAUCUGACCAGCUUGCUGGAGCAGUUUGAGGAAACCCAAGCCAAAGUGGAACAAUGUGUGCCGGAGGUCUCUGGUAGGGCAGCAGCUGUAGGAAACUCGAGUUUUCUUUUGGCUCCUGAGAAAACCGUUGUGGAGCGUGUGAGAGCUAAUGAUCUCUCAAGCACUGCAGCUCUGACUCCUCCAGCCACUCCUCCCCACCAGCUGUGGAAACCUCUGGCCCCCGUGGCCCUACUGGGGAAGAGCAAAGCCGCCGAGGCCUCCAAGUUGAGCCCCUCUAAGGUUAUUCAGAUAGAAGCUCGGCCAAUGCCCUCAUUCAAGUCCCGCAGUAAACCCACUCCUGCUGCCGCCACCAUAGACCCCUACCUGGCAUGCAUGGACCACGACUAUUGCCUCCCAGACAAAGGCAGUUCCCCUGGAGAGCAGGGCAGGCGCUGGAAUGUCAAACAGCAAUCUUUCAUCACUAUUAAACCCAUCAUGCAAUCCACUACAAACAGCACACAGACCACCCCGGCUGCCCUGACAUUGUCUGUCCCAUCUACCACACACCCUGCGAUCACAACCAGAACUCAAGAUAUCCCACCGAAGGAUGCCCUGGAUCACAGCUUUGUUCUGGACACUCCUGAUGCUUCUCCUGCUCGACAGGAGACUGACUCCAAUGUUAAAGCAGGAAGCCCCAGAAGAGGGCCUUUUGGGAGGACCUACCGUCGGCAAACUGCCUCCCGCACACCCAGCCCCACAUCUAUCCCCAAAGAGAGGACUGGAGGCCGGUCUAGAAAGAGAAGAUCCCGCCGUUCUCCCAGCCCCAUGUCCAGUAGUUCAGAGUCGGACUCCAAUUCCUCUAGAUCUCGGUCUAGAUCACGCGGUCCAUCUAAGAAAAGGUAUCGUCCCCGUAACUCGGAGAGCAGCUCCAGCUCUUCGUCCCGUUCCUCAUCCCGGUCCUCUCACUCUGCGUCUCACUCCCCUCCCAGGAGGAGGAGGUACUCGUAUUCCUCGUCUCACUCUGGCUCAUGGAGUCGCUCCAGGUCGCGGUCUCGAUCCCCUCAGAGAACAUCACAGUGGAGUAGAAGCAGGGCGUGGUGCAGCCCCUCAAACAAACCUGGCUAUGGUCAGAGUGCAAAACCAAUUGUGGAACCAGUGAAGAGAGUCAAGGAGAAAGCCAUUGAGGAGCGCCGGGUUGUUUACGUUGGUCGAAUUCGUGGUACGAUGACCCAAAAAGAACUUAGAGAGCGCUUCUCUUUAUUCGGCGAGAUAGAGGACUGCACUCUGCACUUUAGAGACCACGGGGACAACUAUGGCUUUGUGACUUAUUAUGACACCAAGGACGCUUUCACGGCCAUUGAAAACGGAAGCAGGCUGCGCAAACCUGACGAGCUGCCGUUCGAUCUGUGUUUUGGUGGAAGAAGACAGUUCUGCCGGACCGGCUAUGCUGACUUGGAUUCAAGUAGAGAGUACGAUACUUCGUCGGGGAAAGGCAAGUUUCAUGCACUAGACUUUGACACUUUACUGAAGCAGGCCAAGCAGACCCAGAAGAGGUAACAGGACGCCUGCAGCAGGAAGCAGCUGACACUUACCUCAGAGCCUACAGCUGGCUCCUCAACUGCAACACUGUCUACAUUUUAGCUGUUGCAUUAGUUUUUUUUUGUUUGUUUGUUUUUGUUUCUGCAAGUUAACACCUUCUAUUGAAGUGAAGAUUUGUAAUAAAUAGUAAAAGAAGUCCAAAAAAAGAAACAAGUGAAAUAUAAUAAUUUUUUUAAAAGUUUAUUUAAAUGUAUAAUCAAAUUUGAAUUGUAUGGACAGAGAAUUGUUUUUAAAAAGGGGGAAAAUAAGUGGAAUGGAGCUCCCUUUUUCUUGGGAAAGUAUGUAAUACAGUUGAAUGUACUACAAACUCCAAUUAAAAAAGACAAAUUGAAA